Molecule: messenger RNA, 3936 nt
Organism: Dentiscutata erythropus
Lineage: Eukaryota; Fungi; Glomeromycota; Glomeromycetes; Diversisporales; Gigasporaceae
Source: the annotation of a GenBank genome assembly
AUGUCAUAUAAAUUACCGAAUUCAAUCCCUGAUUUUCCUACAUAUGGAUUGCUUCCCAAGGAGGAAACCGAAGCAGCAUCAUUUUUGAAAAAACAUCCUGAACAUGAUGGUCGUGGUGUUACUAUUGCAAUAUUAGACACCGGUGUUGAUCCUGGUGCUGCUGGUUUACAGACUACUACCGAAGGGAAGCCAAAGAUUAUCGAUAUCAUUGAUUGUACCGGUUCCGGUGAUGUAACGACAAAGGUUGUUGUAAAACCUGUUAUCAAAGAUGACGGAAAUGAGACUUUACAUACAAUUCAAGGCUUAACUGGUCGUACUCUUAUAAUUGAUCCAAAAUGGAAUAACCCUUCAGAAGAGUAUCGUGUCGGUAUUAAAAGAUUAUAUGAGCUAUUUCCACAAGAUUUAGCUGAUAGGCUUCGAAAGGAACGUAAACAAGAUUUUGUAAAAGAACACUAUCGGCUUCAAGCUGAAGCACAACAUAAUCUCUCUCUUUGGGAAGAAUCUCAUUCUACUUCUUCGAAUCCAUCAGAGCGUGAUACUUCUACUAAAGCUGAUCUUGAAGCAAGACUAGAAGUGCUAAAGGAUUUGUUAAAAAAUUAUGAUGAUCCUGGUAUAAUUUUAGAUGUGGUUGUAUUCUUUGAUGGAAGUGAUUGGAGAGCUGUUAUUGAUGUUGAUGAAAGUUGUGACUUGAGAGGCGCUCCACUUUUAACUGAUUACCGAAAAGAACGACAAUAUCACACUUUCAGCAAGGAAGAUUCAAUGAACUUUUCAGUUAAUAUUUAUGAGGAAGGAAAUAUUGUCAGUAUUGUUACUACAUCUCAUGAUCACGGAACUCAUGUCGCAGCUAUUUCUGCUGCAUAUCAUCCAGACGAGCCUAUUCUUAACGGGGUUGCUCCAGGUGCACAAAUUGUUUCACUUAAAAUUGGCGACACUCGAUUAGAUGGUAUGGAAACUGGUGCUGGAUUGGCAAGGGCUGCUAUAUCGCUCGUGGAAACUAAAUGUGAUCUUGCCAAUAUGAGCUUUGGUGAAGCAUCAGCUGUGCCAAAUUAUGGUCACUUUACUAGUUUGAUUCGCGAUGAAGUUGUUGGAAAAUAUGGUUGUAUUUUCAUAAGUAGCGCUGGCAAUAAUGGUCCUGCUUUGAGCACAAAUGGUGCACCCGGUGGUACUUCUAGUGAUAUUAUUGGGGUUGGAGCCUAUGUUAGUCAUUCAAUGAUUCAAGCUGAAUAUGGGCUUCUUGAGUCAGUCCCUGAACGUGCGUACACUUGGUCUUCUCAAGGUCCUAACACUGAUGGUGAUAUCGGUGUUACAAUAUACGCCCCCGGAGGUGCCAUUACGUCUACUCCACAAUGUUCCUUAACAAAGUCUCAAUUGAUGAAUGGGACCUCCAUGUCUUCACCUAACGCAACUGGUUGUGUAGCAUUACUUCUAUCAGGUCUUAAGGCUGAAAAUAAAGAGUAUUCACCUUAUAGAAUUAAAAAUGCUCUGGUUAAUAGUUCCAAACAAAUAAAUGAAAAUUUUAAUGUUGGACUUAUACAAGUUGAAAAGGCGUGGGAAUAUCUUGAAAAAUUUUACGAAACUCCCGAUCAGGACAUUGUUUAUGAAGUUAAGAUUUCAGGUUCACCAAGAGGUAAACGUGGUAUAUACUUGAGAGAAACAUACGAAACUUCAAGUCCACAAACUAUUAAUGUUUCUAUUAAGCCUAAAUUUAUGAAAGAAUUGGAUCCAACUUCUGGAGAAAAUAAUCAAAGGAAAUAUGAACUAGAAACCAGAUUGGCUUUGGUUUGCACACAAACCUGGGUGCGUGCAACUGAUUUUUUGUUUUUAGGAAGUAGAGGCCGGGCAUUUGAUGUAAAAGUUGAUCCGACUAAUUUAACACCUGGUGGAUUCUAUUUUGCUGAAAUUCAAGGUUAUGAUACAACUUGUCCAGACAGGGGUCCUCUGUUCCGAGUACCAAUCACCGUUAUAAAACCAAGUAUUUUAACUAAUGGUUCUAAACUUUGCUUUGAUAAAUUGUCUUUUGGUCCUGGUCAUAUUGAAAGAAGAUUCAUUAAGGUUCCUGAUGGUGUAACGCUUAAAUCUGCUACACACAAAAGCACUUCACCAGCAUCUUUCUGGCUACAUAUGGUACAAUUGUUGCCACUAAGGCGAUACACAUUUCAAGAACGUGAAUAUUUCUUUUCUUUUGCUAAAGGAAGUUAUGGUGAUGGAACUGGUGAAGAACAAAUUGAAAAAAAAAAUUUUACUGUUUGUGGCGGUGCGACCAUGGAGAUUUGCUUGGCUCAAUAUUGGUCUAGCAUUGGAAAUCACGAUGUAUCAUUAGAGUUCAUUUUCCAUGGCAUUCAAAUUGCAAACAAUGCCAUAAGUGGAAGUAAAACCGUUUUUAUCAAUGGUGGAGCUCCAUUUACUCGUUUGGAUAUUACCGCACCUAUUAGACGAGAAGAGGGAAUUAACCCUUCUGUUCAGCUUGAUGUCAUCCGUAAGGAAAUUCGACCAACGGAAUCAAGCUUAAAACCACUUUGCAUAGAUCGCGAUGUUCUUCCAAAUUCUCGAAGAAUAAAUGCUCUAACAUUAACAUAUAAAUUUUCUACGCCCGAAAAGAAUUUGUCCCUUACACCAAGAUUCCCAGCAUUCUUUGAUUUGUUGUAUGACUCUUAUUUCGAAGACUUCUUUGCAAUACUAUAUGAUGCCAAUAAAAAGGUUAUCGGCCAUCUAGAUAUUUACGCCAAGACCUUUAAACUAGAGUAUAAAGGGGAUUAUAUUAUUCGUGCACAAGUUCGCCAUCAUUCACAAGAAUUAUUAGAAAAGUUGAAUAACACAAUAUGCUUUUUGGAUUAUAAUUUAUCCAAAAAAGUUAAUUUGGAUAUAUAUGGUCAAAUACAUGACGUUUUCACGGCUGAAAAAUCUACAGGCGUAAAAAGUUAUUUGGAAAAAGGAGAAAGGCAGGCAGUAUUUAUCGGAACACCGAAUGAUUACUCUGUUUAUCCAAAGGAUAGUAAACCUGGCGAUUUAUUACUGGGACGUUUAAGUUUUGUAAACUCUUUGAAGAUUGAUGGUGGACAAUAUUCAGCCAGUUUGUUGAUUCCACCGCCCCCUGCUAAAAAAGAUUCUACCAAUGGAGGCGAAGAUGGGAAAGGCCCGGCACCUACUAGUGAUUCCGGACCAUCCGAGUCUACUGAUAAAUUAGAAAAAAAGGAUGAAAAGAUUAAUGAAGAACUUUUGGAAGCAAUUCGAGAUUUACAAAUUUCUUAUUUAAAAAAGUUUCCUGCGGAAUCAACAGCAAGAGAAGAUUUGUUUUCAGACUUGAAAGAUCGUUAUCCGUCCCACUUACCAAUUUCCCAAACUAAAUUAGAAUUACUCCUUGAUGUAGCUAGCGGUGAAAAAGAAAAUAUGACACCUGAAACAGCGAAAAAAAUCUUGGAAGUUUCAGAAGAAAUAUUAGAAAAGAUUGAUUUAACAGAAUUAGCACAAUAUUAUGGGGUUAAACAAGAAGCAAAUCUUAAUGAAGCCGCUAAAAAGAAGAAAAAGGAGAAUGAUGAUAAAAAGAAAGUCGUUAUAUUGGCUUUAGGAGCUAAAAUUCAAGCUUUAGCUGCUCUUGCAUCAAUUAGUUCAUCAAGUGAUAAUUUAUCGACGCAAUUGGAAGAAACUUGGAAGCAACUUGCUCAAUGGCUAGAUGCUGUACCACCUAUAUCAGAUCUUAAACAACUACUAAUUUAUAUUAUACGUGAAAGACGAGAGAAACGAUAUGGAAACGCUCUUAAGGCGCUUGGAAAAUGGUUUGGAGAAACUGGGUUAGGCAAUGAUAAUACUAAAGAUUACGAAAAGGCUUUGGGAUUGAAGAUUGAAUUGUUGAAAGAACUUGAAUGGAAAGAUUGGGAAAAGUAUGAAAAAAAAUGGAAGAUCAUUAGGAAUCCACCCGGUGGUUAUGCACCUUUUUAA